Messenger RNA from Recurvomyces mirabilis, 1284 nucleotides. It is a transcript of the gene GPI8, whose product is annotated as glycosylphosphatidylinositol anchor biosynthesis. Gene Ontology annotation, biological process: proteolysis; attachment of GPI anchor to protein. The transcript has a single exon. The record is from RefSeq and is a predicted model, not a curated record. Gene Ontology annotation, cellular component: GPI-anchor transamidase complex. Gene Ontology annotation, molecular function: GPI-anchor transamidase activity. The coding region runs from base 1 to 1284 and encodes 427 amino acids. Lineage: Eukaryota; Fungi; Ascomycota; Dothideomycetes; Mycosphaerellales; Teratosphaeriaceae.
AUGCGCCUCUUCGAUCUACCGACGGCGCUCCUGGCAGUACUGGUCUUGCCAUCUAUCAGCGAUGCGACCCAUACAUCCAACUGGGCGGUGCUCGUCAGCACAUCGCGAUUCUGGUUCAACUACCGACAUAUGGCGAAUACCCUUUCAUUAUACCGUACAGUGAAGCGCCUAGGCAUACCAGACAGCCAAAUCAUACUCAUGCUGCCCGAUGACAUGGCAUGUAAUCCUCGCAACACCUUCUCCGGCAGCGUCUUCAACGACAAGAGCAGAGACCUAGAUCUCUACGACCAGAAGAAGGACAUUGCACCGAGUGAGGAUUCGGGACACACAGGAGGCGAAGGUGGCGAGACGGUCGGACAAAGCAUGCCUGCCGGCGUAGAGGUUGACUAUCGUGGUAACGAAGUAACAGUGGAGAACUUCAUCCGCCUGCUGACCGAUCGCUGGCCCGCCUCACACCCCACAAGCAAACGCCUGACCACGGACGACCGCAGCAACAUCCUGAUCUAUAUGACCGGCCAUGGCGGCGAUAGCUUCCUAAAAUUUCAGGACGCCGAGGAAAUCAGCUCUCACGACUUGGCAGAUGCAUUCGAGCAGAUGUACGAGAAGCGGAGAUAUCACGAAUUGCUCUUCAUGAUAGAUACUUGUCAGGCGAAUACGAUGUACACUGAAUUCUAUUCACCUGGCAUAGUGGCGACGGGAUCGAGUGCCAAGGAUCAGAGUUCUUACAGUCAUCACGCGGACCAGGAUGUUGGUGUAGCUGUUAUAGAUCGCUGGACUUAUUACAACUUGGAGUUCUUGGAGACGAGGCUGAACAGCACCAGUUCUGAUGUCAGGUUGGGAGAGCUGUUCGACUUCUACACUUUCGACCGUGUGCAUAGUGAUGCAGGUGUGAGGUAUGAUCUGUUGGCUGGAGGGGAAGAGGAAGCGAGGAAUCGGAGAGUGCUGGACUUCUUUGGAAAUGUGCAGGGGGUGGAUGUUGAGACUGGUGCUGCUGCAAAGGAAGCGCUGGGUGAUUGGCGAGCAGAUCUGGAGGCUUUGAGGAAGAUCGAUGAGAGAACGAGGCGAGGUAUGCGGGAGCUGAAUGCCACUUCUGAUGGCAAAGCUCCUGAUUCUGUUCGGGAGUCAGGCAGUGAGCAGACUUUGCGGGCCGCUGGUGAUGCUGAAGAUGGCGUGCUUGACAUGGCUGGUUUGGCUGGCGGCGAGAGCUGGGUCAAGAAGGCCAUUGGCGGUGUCUCACUGCUCGUAAUCAGCGCUGCAUGGAUAGCCAGUAGUAGGAUGCGAUGA